AUUAAAGUGUGAUGAUUAGGAACAAAACAGCUUAUCGUAUAUUGUGUGAGGAGAAGGAACAUGAAAAUGCAAUUCCAGUGUACAUUCAAAUGAGUCUGGGGGGUGUAGGAAACAUUCUGGCGAUCAUUUUGCUACUAUUGAGUCGACAUGAACACAAAUUCCAGUCCUUCUAUAUUCUGUUUACGGGUCUGGUGAUUACGGACUUAAUAAAUAAUGGCGUUUGUUAUCCUUUAAUUCUUCAAAGGUACAUUUCUCACUUUACGUGGUGCCUUUCCUAUCAACUUUGUGAUUUUCUUUCGUUCAUGGAAACAUUUUCCCAUUUGGCCUCAGGAAUGUUCAUUUGUCUUAUGACCAUAGACAGGUAUCUUUACAUUCAACGACCACCCUCAAACAUGGCUGUUAAUUCUAGACUGAAAUAUAUUGGUUUAUUGUGUGCUUUAUUAGGUAUAACGAUAGUAAUAUCUAGUUUACAUGUAAUAGGGUUGGGGAACAGUCAGUUGUACUACCCUGGAUCUUGGUGUUUUCUGGAUUUUACCAGCAAAACUUUGGGAAAUAAAGUUAACGCUUUAAUAUAUUCCGUGUUUGGAAUCACCAUCAUGCUCGUGACUGUCAUCAUAGGUUUCAGAACUGUGAUAAUGAGCUGUAGAAACACGGAGUACCAAGCAUUACUUCUCGAUAACAAUCUAGUGACAGGAAUAUAUGACACCCACGUGACCAAGUUCUUGGUCAUUUCGAUGUUUACUUUUGUUUUCCUAUGGGGACCACUUCUGAUCGACAUUUUUCUCCACGCUACAAAUUUAACGACAGGAAACAACAAAAAGGAACUCUGGCUUAUUCGUUUGAUGUAUCUAAACUCUCAAAUUAAUCCUUGGCUCUACGUCAUUCUUCGAAGAGAAAGUCUGCGCCGAUUUUUCGUUAUGAUUCUGCAGUGUAGAAAACUUUGUGUUAGAAAUAAAGAAGAAUCUGGUUACGAAGAAGUUCAAAAUUUUGCCAGUAUCGAAAGUGGCUAAUAAAAACACACAAAGGUAG
Saccostrea echinata is the source of this 1029-nucleotide messenger RNA. Its product is annotated as prostaglandin E2 receptor EP4 subtype-like. The record is from RefSeq and is a predicted model, not a curated record. The coding region runs from base 12 to 1010 and encodes 332 amino acids. Gene Ontology annotation, biological process: inflammatory response; positive regulation of cytosolic calcium ion concentration; adenylate cyclase-activating G protein-coupled receptor signaling pathway. Gene Ontology annotation, molecular function: G protein-coupled receptor activity. The transcript has 2 exons. NCBI's taxonomy places the organism in Eukaryota, Metazoa, Mollusca, Bivalvia, Ostreida, Ostreidae. Gene Ontology annotation, cellular component: plasma membrane.